Molecule: messenger RNA, 2284 nt
Organism: Haliotis rufescens (red abalone)
Lineage: Eukaryota; Metazoa; Mollusca; Gastropoda; Lepetellida; Haliotidae
Exons: 9
Coding region: 79-978 (299 amino acids)
Source: RefSeq, a predicted model, not a curated record
AACGUGCAUGUCAGCUUUACUGUAGUGACAGUGUGCCAACUUUUGUAAUAAUAUCAUUGGCAAUUGACAACCGACAACAUGGAGUUGCAAAGCUUUGUAACUGUACAAAUUCAAACAUUUGAUCCAAACGCAAACUUAGUAAAGCUGUCAGUCCCUUCCCAGGAGGAUGAGGUAUCUGUCCACACACUUCAGUCUAAAGUCUGUGAACACUUAGGUUUGAAGAAGAGUAGCUGGAAAUACUUUUGCUUAUGUCAAGGUUUAGACAAACCUGUGAAAAGAUACAAAGCUUCUGAGAUGCUUCUGGUGCCUGUGAAAGAUCUGAGUUUGCAGAAAUGGUGCUUCAACCCCGCAGAGGAGAGAAGAUUGCUGAAGACUGACAGUCAAGCUGUCCACCUUCUCAGUCUACAGGCGCAGCACCACCUGAGUGUCGGUAAAUUACAACCAACAGAAGCGGAGAAACUGAAACUUGAAGAAUGCCUUGAACCCACCUUUGUGAUGGAGGAACAGUAUGUCACACAGUGUCAGAAACUGCCCAACUACUUCAGUGUGUGUGUCCGCAACUGCCAACUGUGCCACGCACUACAAGUACCUGCUUGUACCACUGCUUGGCCGAGAAACAGUUUGUUGUCUGUUUUUGUUUCCAAGCAUGGUUUGAAAGUUGUAUCAGACAAUAGUGAAGAGCUAGUCAUUUCUUGGUAUGAAGUUGUGCAGUGGGUGUGGCAUGAAGGGGAGAGAACUCUAACAUACACCAUGCAGGUACGAGAGUGUUCUCCCCUUAUUGAGCUGAGACUGAUGUCCAUCCAAGCAGAAUAUCUUCUGUCAGCAACAAUGGAAGGAGUCUCUACUCUCAUGGUUGACGACGACGAUUCUCCAACCUUCCAUGCCUCCAUGAUCAGCAUGCUGGCCGACGGCAGCAAACAGUGGAACAACUGCCUGUUUGAACCAGCGAAAGCAGCAGAUAGCAAGCACCUGAUUUAGCCAACGCCAUUCAACAGCUUUGUCUUUCAUGUUUUUCCUGUGAUAUUUUUUAAUGCGUGCUGAUGAUUUUUGAAUGAAUUAUUUUUUAUCAAAUACAUUAUUCAGGAAGAUAGACCAGGAAGAUUUAGGGAAAGGAAAUGUUGUUUUGUGAAGAACCUGUCCCAGAAUUUCCUAGGAUCUACUAUAGAAUACUGUCAAUUUGUAUCAAGUCAAACACAUACCGGUACAUGUAUAUCAUAAAAAAAAAUCAACUUGUGAGUUUGUUACAUCAAAGCAUCUUUAAUUAUUUUUUUUUACAUGACUGUGUUUAUCUCAAAAUAAUGGUCACCUGAUAUUCCCUUUGUGACCACUUCAAUAUCAAACAUGCUUAUAUCAAUAAGAUGCAAAACUGUUUGGGGAAGUUGAGAUAUUGCUGGUUACCAAUGGUGAGCGCAGGAUUUCUUGUAUUUCCUGUGUAGAUCAUUCUAUUUAUGUCCUGUGUAGGUAUGAAAUAACUGGUGAAGGAAUAACUUACCAGUGUAGGCAUAGUUUAUCCCUCUAGGUAGACUUAAAUUUCUGUAGCAUACUUGAAGCAGUACAGAGCAGGAAAAAGUUUCAUUUUUCAUUUAUGUAAUCCUGGGGCUGAAGUAAGUUGCAAGUUUUGAUGUUUUAUAUCGGUAAACCUCUUUAGGAAAGUCUGUCAAAGACAUGCACAUGUUAAAGAUUUAGUGUCUUACUUUACACUAAGAGUUCAGUCAUAUGAACACUUUAAAGUUUCAUAAGAAUUUUAAUAGGUUUUCUUCAUUCUAAACUGUAACUAUGAUUAUCUCACACAAUACCAUAACUAUGGUUAUCUCACUCUAUGCCAUGACUAUGAUUAUCUCACAGCUGGUUAUCUCACUCUAUACCAUAACUGUGUUUAUCUCAUUAUGAUUAUCUCACUCUUUUCCGUAAAUAUGGUUAUCAAAGUAAUGAAACUUUUUCUGUACAAACUUUAUCUUGUGUGUUGGAUACCCCAUUUCGUCAACUUUCAGCUGAUUAUUUUCUGAGGUCAAAGUUCAUCCAUAUCUCAUUUAUGAAUUUAAGACUUGAUCUAGGCCUGCUCAGAGGCUCAUAUUCGGCCCAAAGUCCGCAGCAAAUGUCAUGAAAAAUUCUCAAAUCCAAAUUAAACAUUUCCCAAUUCAUGUAAAUAUAUUCAUUACUAAUAACUAAUUUUUUGGCUUUUGUAGUGGUAACCUACAUUCAAUAGGAAUAUGUUUUAACCCUUUGUUUUAUAUUAUGGAAUUAAAUACAAUCUCAAAUUACAGUGUUAAAAUAUCUCUGAAUA